Messenger RNA from Lachancea nothofagi CBS 11611, 2292 nucleotides. The record is from the annotation of a GenBank genome assembly. Lineage: Eukaryota; Fungi; Ascomycota; Saccharomycetes; Saccharomycetales; Saccharomycetaceae.
AUGGGCUUCACUGGUACGAAAAGUAACAAGGCACCAGCCUUGUUUGAAAUCAGAAUCAAAUCUGCAGAACACGAUGUUAUAGUCGUAAAGGGGGCUCCACAUGAGGCGUCUUCCGUUCUUCUUUCAGGAACAGUAGUACUUUCAGUGGCUGAACCGAUGCAAAUAAAGAAAUUGACGCUAAGGAUGUAUGGUAUAUUACGGCUAAAUCUGACAACCACAUAUCGGGGGCCCAAAGGUCCCACGGAAAGGAGCUUCAAGUACGACAAGAGGUUUUUCGAGCAUGUUUGGGACAACAUCAAUAUCCAAGACUAUUUUCACAAUCUUUAUGACAAUUAUGGCUCUCAGCGGUCCAUAGCGAGCAAAACAGGCUCGUUCAGCAACCUGCAAAGCCUUCACAAUAAAGCAAAAUCAACAACCUCCCUCAUGUCCUUGGGGUCAGGCUCCAGUGGUAAUAGUCAUCUUUUAGUGAAAGGAAAUUAUGAGUUCCCUUUUAGUGCUAUUCUUCCCGGCACUUUGACCGAAAGCGUGGAAGGUUUGCCCAACGCCUCAGUUAUUUACAAAAUUCAAGCUACUAUCGAGAGAGGUAAGUUUGCCACAGAUUUGAUUUGCAAGAAACAUUUAAGAAUCAUACGGACUCUGACACCAGACGCCGUCGAGAUCAGCGAAACAAUGUCAGUAGACAAUACAUGGCCCAACAAAGUAGACUAUUCCAUAUCUGUUCCCGCGAAGGCUAUUGCAAUUGGUUCUUCAACUACUGUCCACAUUCUAAUGGUGCCUCUACUCAAAGGCUUGAAGUUGGGGCCUAUAAAAAUAAACCUUGUUGAGUAUUCGUCGUAUUGCGCACCUUACGGAGCCGGAAGCAGUCAAGAGCGCGUUGUAUGCAAGGUCAAGAUUUCUGAUCCCUUGAAUCACUCGAAUGCAGAAGAUCCAGAUGCCGAUGUACCUACCUUCCAGGAUAAGUGGGAAGUGGAUACACCAUUUACCGUGCCUCCAAGUCUGUCCAAGUGUACACAGGACUGCAGCAUUCUAUCAAACAUCAAAGUGCGUCAUAAACUAAAGUUCGUCAUUUCACUUGUCAACCCAGAUGGACAUGUCUCUGAACUUCGUGCUUCCUUACCAAUCCAGCUCUUCAUAUCCCCAUUUGUAGCGCUGGGUGUAAAGUGUACCGAUUCUUUAGACAGCAGCGCUAAUGUAUCUGCCAACAGUACUGACGCAGAAGGGGAUGAUGACGAUGAUAUGAUUUUUGCGAACACUGUAUCCGAACUAGAUCUAGCUGCCCUCAAUCCAGAACGGAAUCAAAGCAGUUCCUCAAAUCUAACUUCGGCCCUCAUGGCACCUCCUAACUACGAGAGUCACAUAUAUGAUAGGCUCUGGAGCGGAAUAUCUGUAGAGAACACACCAACGCACUCUGGAAGGCAGUCUCCAAUCGGUACUGAGGAGGGCUCAUAUCUUAAUAGUCAGCACGAGGUGAAUGCUCUGCAACAGGGUCUCCAGAAGCUACACGUUGAGCAAGAGGCUCCAAACAUUGGUGAUGAUCAUAAUUCUGACGAGAAUAUUCAAGGUGAACUACCCACGACACCAGAUCCCAGCUCCCUAUUAGAGUUGGGAUCCAGAGGUUCAGGACCAACUGAUUACUUCACAGCCCCCGUGCCGCGUCAUGUUCAGAGCAUGUUCGCUAUGAAUAAUUCGGGGCUGAGGUCACCAGCGCCCAUGAUGUCUCCAGGACUGGAUCAUAUUUCUCGGGCAAAUUCUUUCGGCCCGUUUGGACCAACUGUCAAAUCUGAUUGGAAGGUAAAUACCUUAAGCAGAGUCCCAUCUUAUGACAACGCCAUGAAGGGCGACUCGCUUCCUGUUGACUUGCCACCAGCUUACCCGAAGGAAGACAACGAAGGCUUAACUCUAGGUUUAGAAAGGCCGAAGCUGGCGCACCAGAAGUCUUCAGAUAUGCAUAGAAAUAAUAGCGGCACACAACUUUCGCAUGCAGCACUGUCAAGAAGCAACAACAGCUCCUCAACUUCUUUGCCUAAAUUCUCACUCUCCAGAAGCAACACUGGCGGCUCGAAUAUCUCUACCAAUACUUCCUCGGGCGGAGGAAGCAAAAGCGGGACAGCAUCGAAGCAUUUUAGUUUUAAUAUGACACCUUUGGGUGGCAAGAGAGAGCAAAGACAAGACCAAUCCCACGCACAAUUCUCACUUCACGAUGGGGAAGCGUCUGGCGGAUCCCCUUCGAUCAGUAGAAACGGGUCUUUAAUGAACCUCAAAGGUCUUCUACAUAGAAAGGAACAGAAGUAA